Schistocerca serialis cubense is the source of this 621-nucleotide messenger RNA. RefSeq lists its product as uncharacterized. The transcript has a single exon. The record is from RefSeq and is a predicted model, not a curated record. Lineage: Eukaryota; Metazoa; Arthropoda; Insecta; Orthoptera; Acrididae. The coding region runs from base 1 to 621 and encodes 206 amino acids.
AUGUAUUACAAUUACAAAAAAUAUUUUUCGCUUGCUUUAGUAGCUGUAGCCGAUGCUAACUGCAGAUUAAUAGCAGUUAACAUUGGAGGCUAUGGCAAGCAAUCAGGUGGUGGCACAUUUAGAGCAAGUAAGUUGUACAAUAAUAUUUUGAACGGAACUGAAAACUGGCCUCCACCGAAAGAACUACCAGGUACUUCAGUAAAAGCCCUAUUAGUGUUGGUUGGAGAUGAAGCCUUUCCACUACUGGAAAAGUUAAUGCGCCCUUACCCUGGACUGUCACUGACUGAGGAAGAGAGGUUAUUUAACAGGAGGCUGUCGAGGGCUAGAACGGUGGUGGAACGCACUUUCGGAAUUAUGGCCAGCAAGUGGCGUCUUCUCCGAAAGGAAAUUGAAACUUCUGUAGAACAUGCAGACAUUAUUAUUCAGUGCAUCUGUGUCUUGCACAAUAUAAUAAUCGAUGAAGAUGGGCCUGACAUUUCCUUUCAAUUGUCUAUUGACCAGGACAUAACAGAACACAAUGCUUUAGCAGCAUGCUUCCAAAAUGACAGAGCAAACAGCAGUGCUUCAAGAAGAGCGAGGAAUGUCAGAGAGGCCUUCAAAAACUAUGUCAACAGUCAUUAA